CUAGUAGGUCUGGCGACUAGUGAACUUAUAAUGUGCCUUUAGUGUCCAGGACCUCGUCAUGUGGCGCGCUCUAUUUGUGAAACUUGGUAGUUGAUAUCUACGCCCACGGCCUUAGACCACUGCAGUACUGCAGUAGUGCAGUCUGCAAUACACGGCUUACACGACCUUAAUAAUUAUUUUUUUAACUAGUUUAACUAGUGAUCUUAUAAGUUGUAACAAUGCCAAAACGAUGUUCAUUUUGCAAUUGUUCUACUUUGAAUGUACCUACAUUUCGUGUCACUAAAAAGCGCAUUGAAAGUUGGUCAUCAAAAACAAACAAAAAUGUAUUUAUUGGUGAUAGAGUAUGUCAAUCCCAUUUUCUCCAAGCAGAUUUAAAAACUCAUGUUAUAAGUAACUUACAAAACAGUAGUUCUAGUUCUAGAACAAUUUUAAAGGAAGGAGCUACUCCUCUACUAGUCCAGAGCCCUACUAGUCUCGAUGAUAGUGUUGAUGAAAUUAUGGCCUUGCCUCUUAUACAAAAUUCACCUAAUUAUCUGGAAUUAAAAUCUAAUAGUUCUGAACUGAAACAGUAUACUAACAAAAGAGUAGCUACAAGAAUAGUUGUGCAUCAAGCAAAAAAAAAUUGCCAAGAACCAUUUUCACCGGUUGAAAAUACUGAUGAUAUAAAUAUAAUUUAUAAACAAAUUUAUUUUGAUUCUAAAUCCAUUAAUUUUCCUCCAAAAUAGCAAAGAAUAACUCCUGAGAACAAAAAAAGUGUUAUGUUUUGUAAAAUUUUAUUAAAAGACGAUUUAACACCAUACUUUGAAAAGGCGGUUAUUAUUGAUGAGCAGGCCACAGUUAAACUGUUUUUAUUCAACAGUAUCCAAAUUAACAUUGAGAAACUUGAACUAACAUCAAAUGUAAUUUUAGAUCUUCAUGAAGCAGAAGAUAUUAUUUUAAAAUUUUCUAAAGCUACUAUUUGUACAGGUACUUUUAUUCCUACAGAAUUGUUAAAGUAUAAACCUAAUACAGCUUGGCGUAUUCAUAAUGAUGAAAAGUUUCAUCAUUCAAAAUGCUUACUAAUUAAUUUACCUUCAAGUUCCCAUGACAAUUCUUUAAACAAUCCUACUCAAACAACAAAAUGUAAUUUCUGUUUUUCUAUAUUAGAUUCUAUUAAGAAAAAAAAAAAAAGGGAAA
Molecule: messenger RNA, 1176 nt
Organism: Myzus persicae (green peach aphid)
Lineage: Eukaryota; Metazoa; Arthropoda; Insecta; Hemiptera; Aphididae
Exons: 3
Coding region: 219-725 (168 amino acids)
Source: RefSeq, a predicted model, not a curated record